Wallemia ichthyophaga EXF-994 is the source of this 945-nucleotide messenger RNA. Its product is annotated as L-type lectin-like domain-containing protein. Bases 1 to 945 code for a protein of 314 amino acids. Gene Ontology annotation, cellular component: endoplasmic reticulum-Golgi intermediate compartment; COPII-coated ER to Golgi transport vesicle; endoplasmic reticulum membrane. The record is from RefSeq and is a predicted model, not a curated record. Gene Ontology annotation, biological process: endoplasmic reticulum to Golgi vesicle-mediated transport; Golgi organization; endoplasmic reticulum organization. The transcript has 3 exons. Lineage: Eukaryota; Fungi; Basidiomycota; Wallemiomycetes; Wallemiales; Wallemiaceae. Gene Ontology annotation, molecular function: D-mannose binding.
AUGAAAUUAUUCGCUGGAAUUUCAUUCCUUGCUGGUCUCGUACUGUCUGCGACGUACAAGGAUAGUCCCGGUUCAAGGGAUGUCGACGUUACCACAAAACUACGCACGCACUCGAUAUCUGCUCCUUACGUUGAUCAAGAGCUCAACAAUCGUUGGUGGGAUUUUGGUGGAUCGACAAUUAUAGACGCUAAUAAUCAUAUACGCCUCACACAAGAUAAGCAAUCCGAGCGUGGCUGGAUUUGGUCGAGGCUUCCAAUCACCGUUUCCAGCUACCAAGUUGAAUUCGAGUUUAAAGUCGGUGGGAGAAACAAUCACAUGUAUGGCGAUGGAUUCGCUAUGUGGCUCACUCAGGGGAGGAACAAAGAGGGCGAAGUCUUUGGCAGCGUCAACAACUUCUAUGGUCUCGGUGUCUUCUUCGACACGUACGCAAACAGUCGUCACUCAUACCCCUUCCCUAGAAUAUCUGCCAUGUUAGGUGAUGGCCGCACUCUCUACGAUACCAGCACCGACGGCCAGGAUCAAAGCCUUGAUGGCUGCUCUCUCAAGUUCCGUAAAGCGGAAGUUACACCAAAAGCUAGAUUCUCUUACUUGAAAUCUAAAUAUAUCAAGCUUGAAGUACAAACAAAGAAGUGGGGCGAGUGGGAGGAGUGUUUUAUGAUUGAAGAUGUUCAACUUCCACUCCACCCUUACCUCGGUUUCAGUUCUAUUACAGGCGAAAUCGCAGAUAACCAUGAUAUCAUCUCUGUUGACACCAACGAGAUUGCGGAGAGAGGCGUAAAUCAUCGCGCUCAAGAAAAAAUGCGCAACACUAAGAAAGCUAAAUCCAAGACAUUCUUCAAGACAAUCGUUAACUUUAUCACUUAUUCUUUUGUUUUGGCUUUGUUUGCGGUUAUCGCAAAGAUUGCACACUCCGUUUGGAAACAAAAACAAGCGAAACGAUUCUAG